AUGUCUCCUUCUGCGGAUUCAUCUGCUGCGGCGGCCCAAAUUGGUGACCGUGCCACACGACCUCUCAUCCGAGGAAUCUACGUGCCCACUGUAGCCUUUUUCGACAGCGAGACAGAUGAGCUGGACAUCAAGACCGUAUCACGGCACGCCGUCCGCCUCGCAAAGGCUGGUGUAUCUGGCCUUGCCGUCCAGGGAUCCAACGGAGAAGCAGUCCACCUGGCACUGGACGAGCGCUCAGCCAUCACGCGAACCACCAGAGCCGCCCUCGAUGCCGCGGGCUUCACAUCCAUGCCGCUGAUUGUCGGCUGCGGCGCCCAGUCCAUCAUCGAGGCCGUGAAGCUGUGCCGAGACGCAGCGGCCAAUGGCGGCGACUACGCGCUGGUGCUGCCGCCGAGCUACUACGCCGGCCUGUUCGACAGCUCCACGGUCGAGAGCUACUUUGUCGGCGUGGCGGAUGCCUCGCCCAUCCCCAUCAUCAUCUACAACUACCCCGGCGCCACGCCCGGCAUCGACAUCAACUCGGACACGCUGAUCCGGCUGAGCCGCCACGCCAACAUCGUUGGCUGCAAGUUCACCUGCGGCAACACGGGCAAGCUGGGCCGUGUGGCGGCCGCGGUCAAGGCUUCAGGAGCCAACUUCCAGUGCUUCGCCGGCAGCUCCGACUUCUUGCUGGCGUCGAUGGCCAACGGCGCGGCCGGCGUCAUCGGCGGCCUGGCCAAUGUUUCUCCCCGGGCCAACGUGCGGCUCUUCAAGCUGGCCGAAGCCGGUGCCGAGAAGGCGGCCGAGGCCUCGGCGCUCCAGGCCGUUUUGGCGGCGGGAGACUGGGUUGCGAUCCAGACGGGAGUGGUUGGCGUCAAGGCGGCGCUGCAGGCCUACUUUGGAUACGGAGGCUUUGCUCGAAGACCGCUGCCGAGGCCGGAUGAGGUCAAGGUCAAGGGCAUUGCGGACGGCAUGAAGGAGAUGAUGGAGGUGGAAAAUGCGCUGCCAGAUGCCGCGUAG
Trichoderma asperellum CBS 433.97 is the source of this 999-nucleotide messenger RNA. RefSeq lists its product as uncharacterized. NCBI's taxonomy places the organism in Eukaryota, Fungi, Ascomycota, Sordariomycetes, Hypocreales, Hypocreaceae. The record is from RefSeq and is a predicted model, not a curated record. Gene Ontology annotation, molecular function: 4-hydroxy-tetrahydrodipicolinate synthase activity.